GUAUGUCGCACGUGUUCGUGUUUCGAGCCGGCACUAUAAUUGGUUACACCGUCCUUCACCAUAAGGCUACCGGCGUCUAGAUGCGGAGGAGGCUUGUGCAUUAUUUAAGGAAAUGUCCACCAAAGUUAAAGGUUGAUUGAUUGCUUCUAAAUCAACACAUUUUAUCCUGACAUUCAUCUACUGUACGUGAGAACAAGAAGACGUCAUCCAUCAUGAUUUUUAAAGUCUGAACAUUCUGAACAAACUACCUCAACCAUGUUGUCAAGAUGUGUCGUUGCACGCAACUCUCUGAAGUGGAAGUGUUGCUGGAAAUCUAAUGUUGACAUUAAUUAUUGGUCUUCCAAUCCAAGGUGUUGCUUUUUUGCAAAUGUAGUCCAGAGGAAAACUCAUACAUGGAUGAGAGCACCCUCAUCAAGGAUAAGCCGGAAGCCGGUGUUUGCUCGUGCUCCAGCAUUUGAAAACAGAACGGCCGUGAUAGACAGUAGUGGCAGCCACAGCUACAAGCAGCUGUAUGCUAACAGCUUGGGCCUUGCAGGGAGAAUCAACGCCGCACUACACUCUGACUUAGGACGGCUGGAAGGUAAACCAAUCUCCUUCCUGUGUGCUAAUGAUGCUUCUUAUACGGUGGCCCAGUGGGCGACUUGGAUGAGUGGUGGGACAGCAGUUCCACUGUACAAAAAACACCCACCAUCAGAACUGGAGUACAUUAUCACAGAUUCGCAGAGUGCCCUGCUGGUGGCGGGGGACCCCUAUGCUGAAACGUUGGAGCCCCUGGCACAGAGACUGGGUCUGCCUUGCCUGACACUUCCCCCUACUUCAAAACUCAGCACGUUACACAACAGUGACAACCAAGACAUGGAGGAGGCCAGCAAGGACUGGGCUGAGAGGCCGGCCAUGGUUAUUUACACCAGUGGUACUACAGGGAGGCCCAAGGGUGUUCUACAUACACACAGCAGCAUCCAAGCUAUGGUGGAGUGUCUGGUCUCUGAGUGGGCGUGGUCCCAAGAUGACAUCAUUCUCCACACGCUGCCACUCCACCAUGUCCACGGCAUUGUAAAUAAGCUGCUGUGCCCUCUCUGGGUCGGUGCCACUUGCGUCAUGCUGCCUGAAUUCCAUCCUCAAAAGGUAUGGGAGAUGCUGCUGAACUCCAAAGCUCCACUGGUUAAUGUUUUCAUGGCUGUGCCAACUAUCUACUCCAAACUGAUCGACUAUUACGAUCAGCACUUUACUCAGCCCCAUGUCAAGGACUUUGUCAAAGCAGUGUGCAAAGAAAGGAUAAGACUCAUGGUUUCUGGGUCUGCUGCUCUCCCGCUGCCCACUCUGCAGCGCUGGGAGGACAUCACGGGGCACACACUGCUGGAACGCUACGGCAUGACUGAGAUUGGCAUGGCACUGUCCAACCCUCUGAAGGGCCCUCGCAUCCCAGGAGCUGUCGGGUUGCCGCUGCCAGGUGUGGAAGUGCGAAUUGUAAUGAAUAACACAACCAACACCACAAUUGUAGAGGGAAACCACAGAGAAACUCAGGUACGGCCAGGUCUAGCUGGGAAGGAAGGGGAGCUCCUGGUCCGAGGUCCAUCUAUCUUUAAGGAGUACUGGAACAAACCUCAAGACACCACAGAGUCUUUUACAGAUGACGGCUGGUUUAAAACAGAGGCCAUAGGACACACCCUCGCGGCGCCGACACCGCCCAGUUUGGCGCAGAGAGGUCUCCAAAAUCGGCAAACACGUGCCGUGACCCUUGCGCUGGCAUGAAUAUCAAGAUAUACUCCAUUUGCACUCCAGCACACGUCUACGACGAUAGAGCCCGAGAUGUCUCCUCUCAUUCUAUCGCUGUCUUCCUUCAUAUUUUAUAUGUACUUUACUCUUGAACUGGAUACAUACACACACACACAUGUACACACAGAAACACAUACAUUUCCUUGGAUAAAGUGAAUUCUGACACGAAUUGCAUAAAUUGUCUUGUUAGAAGGAGUCACAAAAGGAGGAAAAUAGCGAGCUGGAAGAUGAGCUUGGAGAAGGGUUUAUGGAGGAGGGGUUAGAAAGAGUCCGCUCAGACAAGGUGCGGAUGACUAGUGGAUGGUAGGAGCUGGAAAGCAGCAAUGCAGUGAUGGAGAGCAAAGUUAGGAGGGCAGAGUGUGUUUAAUUGGCCUUGCACCCUGGAAGGACAGAGAUCCCCAGAGCACAGCACGCUGUUGUCACACUCCAUUUAAGCCACUGGCCACAUAAUAAGUGCCUGAGCAAUCAGUUCCCCACAGACCGGUCAGUACCUCAAGCCACCCAUGCGCAAACACUUGCACGCACACACACACACACACACACACACACACUAUAUAAUGUCAAAGGUGGAAUCAAACACAGCAAAAAGUCCUAAAAUAGUCUACUGUUUACUGUGUACAGUCUUAAGUUUACCGAGAAUGUCAGUUAACCAAGAAUAUAAGCAAAAACAGGUCAUUAAGAAGUCUGAGCAUUUUGGUAGAACAAACUUGGAAGUAAGUUACAACAAGUCAAUGCUUCUGUGUUGCCUUAUUGUCUGUUUAAAAACGGGGGUUUUGGUUAUUCAGAGAUCCAGAUGGCUACGUUAUAUAUCCGUGAAGCUGAGAAUAAAAGGCAUUUACUUAUAUGUAAAUUGAGGUCUACAGUUGGUGGAAAGGUAUUUCAGCCCUUUAUAAUUUCUUAAAUUUCUGGAUAAAUUGCUUAUAAAAUGUAGUCUGAUCAUCCAAAUCACAAUAAUAAACAGUUUGCUUAGACUAAUACCACACAACUAUGUUUUCAUAUUUUUAUAAAACCUUACAUGCAAACAUUCACAGGACAGGGAGGAAAAAGUCAGUGAACCCUUGGACUUAACUGGUUGACCCUGCUUUGAGAGAAAUAACCAGACAUGCACAACGAUGAGGUUGAAUUCCUCUUUCCAAAACUUGCAGUUCAGCAAGAUUCCUGGGAUGUCUGGUGUGAAUAGCUUUCUUGAGGUCACGCCACAUCAUCUCAAUCGGGUUGAGGUCAGGACUUUGACUGGGCUGCUCCAGGACACAUAUUUUCUUGUUCUGAAGCCAUUCUGUUGUUGAUUUGCUUUUGUGUUUUGGAUCAUUGUCAUGUUGCAACACACAUCCUCUUUCAUUUUCAUUUUCAAUAAAUUUUUCCAUUAAUGUUACCAAGCUGACCAGGCCCUGAGUUAGCAGAAAGCAUGCUCAUACCAUGAUGGUCCCUCCACCACACUUCAGAGUUGGAAUAAGGUUGUGAUGUUGGUGUGCUGUUUUCCUCCACACAUGGCAUUGCGUGUUGCUCUCAAACAAUGUAACCUUGUUUCCCGAAUAUUUUUCCAGUAGUGCUGUGGAACAUCCAAGUGCUCGUUGCCUAAUUUCAAAUGUGCACCAAUGUUUUUUUUUUUUUUUUUGCUAUGAAUUAAAAUCGGCCAUGCAUUCCUGA
Molecule: messenger RNA, 3423 nt
Organism: Phyllopteryx taeniolatus (common seadragon)
Lineage: Eukaryota; Metazoa; Chordata; Actinopteri; Syngnathiformes; Syngnathidae
Gene: acsf3
Product: acyl-CoA synthetase family member 3
Exons: 8
Coding region: 256-1752 (498 amino acids)
Biological process (GO): fatty acid metabolic process
Molecular function (GO): medium-chain fatty acid-CoA ligase activity
Source: RefSeq, a predicted model, not a curated record